AUGUUCGUGUCUCUCUUCUGCGCUCUCAAGAGUGCCUCCGAUGGACAAAUCAAGAAAUGGCGCCCUGUUGGCGCUGACCGUGGAUUCACUUUUCUCACUUACAAUCUCACCAUCGCCUAUCACCGGACCAAUCUUCUCGGUCGUUAUGGUAGCUGGUCAGGUAGUGAUACAGGUGGUGCCUUAGAAGCUCUUGGAUUCAGAGAGGGAUAUAGAGUUGAUGUUGAUGUUCCAGACAGCACAUGGGAAAGGGCUCUAAGUUUCCACGAUAUUCUAAUUUUUAACACGGGGCACUGGUGGUGGGCCCCUGCAAAAUUUGACCCUGUGAAGUCCCCAAUGCUUUUCUUCAAGAAUGGUCAGCCAGUAAUCCCUCCAUUACGGCCAGAUCAAGGCCUGGAUAUGGUUUUGGAGCACAUGAUCAAGUAUGUGGAGAAAAAUGCAAGGCCUGGUGCAGUCAAAUUUUUUCGUACUCAAUCACCCAGACAUUUUGAAGGUGGAGACUGGGAUCAGGGUGGUUCCUGUCAAAGGGAUAGACCUUUGUCGAUAGAGCAGGUAGAAGAACUUUUCUCUGUGAAGAAUAAUGGGACAAAUGUGGAGACUAGACUAGUGAAUGAGCACCUCUACAAGGCUCUCAAGGGAUCUGGUUUCAUUAUUUUGGACAUCACUCACAUGAGUGAGUUCAGGGCUGAUGCACAUCCAGGCUCAGCUGGGGGGAAAAAACAUGAUGAUUGCAUGCACUGGUGCUUACCUGGAAUUACAGAUACCUGGAAUGACUUGUUCAUAGAGCUUCUGAAUAGUAAGUAUCAAGGGUAG
Molecule: messenger RNA, 810 nt
Organism: Sphenostylis stenocarpa
Lineage: Eukaryota; Viridiplantae; Streptophyta; Magnoliopsida; Fabales; Fabaceae
Source: the annotation of a GenBank genome assembly